This is a messenger RNA of Myotis myotis, 5972 nucleotides long. RefSeq names its product protein phosphatase 1 regulatory subunit 3F (gene PPP1R3F). Gene Ontology annotation, molecular function: protein phosphatase 1 binding; glycogen binding. The coding region runs from base 25 to 2457 and encodes 810 amino acids. Lineage: Eukaryota; Metazoa; Chordata; Mammalia; Chiroptera; Vespertilionidae. The record is from RefSeq and is a predicted model, not a curated record. Gene Ontology annotation, biological process: regulation of glycogen biosynthetic process. Gene Ontology annotation, cellular component: protein phosphatase type 1 complex. The transcript has 4 exons.
GGUGCCGUCGGUGCCGCCGCCGAUAUGGCGCGCACGGCCCCUGUGGAGUCCCCGCUGCGGCCUCCUGCGCCCCCCUCGCCGGCCGCGGGUGAGCCCCGCACCUCUGUCGAGGCAGCGGUGGCCCCGCGGAGGGUGCUGUUUGCCGACGAGGCCCUGGGGCUGCCGCUGGCGCAGCUGCGCUGCUACCGGCCGUGGGGCGGGCCCGGGGCGGGCAAGAUGGCGGAGGUGGCCGGGCAAGAUGGCGACGGCGGCGGGGCUGACGAGGACGACGAUGGCGAGGAUGGGGAUGAAGGGGAGGAGGAAGAGGAGGCUUGCCCCGAGCCCUCACCACUGUGCCCCGUCCCCGCUGGCGGGGGGUUUUACGUGGUGCCCACAUUUUCGCUGCCGCCUGCACCGGGCCGUCUGGAGCGCUUGGGGCGCGUCAUGGUGGAGCUGGAGGCGCUGCUGCCGCCUCCCGGAGCGGUCCCCGGGGGUUCCGGGGUGUGGGUGCCUGGGGGGCGCCCGCCGGUGCUGCGCGGGUUGGUGCGCGUGCUGAACCGCUCCUUCGAGAAGGCGGUGCACGUGCGGGCCUCACACGACGGCUGGGCUUCCUUCUGCGACCACCCAGCGCGCUACGUCCCGCGCAGCCCGCCGGUGGCAGGAACGGGAGGACCAGGAACCGGAGAUCCCAUCCUGGAUCCAGGCCUUGGCCUGGUGUCCGGUCAGGUGUACGCCUCCUCGCCCGACGACGGUGGCCGCACUGACCGCUUUGCCUUCCAGCUGCCCUUUGCGGAGGGCGCGGGCGAUGGGGCGCGCCUGGACUUCGUGGUGCGCUAUGAGACCCCCGAGGGCAUUUUCUGGGCCAACAACCACGGCCGCAACUACACAGUUCUGCUCCGGAUCUCACCCGCUCCCUCACCCACUGACGCUGAAGGGCCGCCCCAGCAGCAGCAGCUGCCGCAGCUGGAGCCACAGCCCGAGUCCCAGGGUACCAUGGAGGCUGAGGCCAGGCAGCUGAAGAGCUGCAUGAAGCCGGUGAGGCGCAGGCCUAACGAGGAAGAGCUGAGGAUGAAGAGCUCGGAUGAUAAUACCCCUGCUGUGGCAGAUCAUCUUGAUGUCCAGGAGUCAGUGGGUCCCCUGGUGGCUCCCACUCCUCUCCGUCCAUGGCCACAGAUGACACAUCAGGUUUCUGAAGUUACAGUGACUGGCAGACUCACAGAGGAAGGUGACAUCCCCAGAAACAGUGCAUCUGUGGCUUUCACAGAGGUCCACCAGACACCAGCCAUCAGGAUCCCCCCCUCCUCCUUUCUCUGUGGGCUGGGUGGCUCCCCCAGGGACCAGGCCUCGGGGCCUGAUGCAAGUGAGGGGGCAGCUGGGCCUCUCCUGGAACCUAGUCAGCCACAGGUGGAGGCUGCGUGGGAAGUAUCCAGCGAGAAUGGAGGGGGCCGAAAGGAGCCCAUGGUAGGGGCUAUUAUGGACGAGCCCCCCAGGGGUUUGGAGGCCAUGAGUGGGUUGGAGGAGCUGCUCAGCGAGGACUCCAUUGACCAGGAGCUGGAGCAGCUCUACCUGUCCCACCUGAGCCGCCUGCGGGCUGCUGUGGCUGCAGGUGGGGCAGGAAAUGGCGGGGAGGGCUCCACAGAUGGAGGGGUGUCUCCUAGCCAUCCCCUGGGCAUAUUCACGGACCGCGACCUGAUCUUGAAGUGGCCUGGCCCUGAGCGGGCCCUGAACAGCGCCCUGGCAGAAGAGAUCACACUGCACUAUGCCCGGCUGGGGCGUGGUGUGGAGCUUAUCAAAGACACUGAGGACCCUGAUGAGGAGGGGGAGGGUGAAGAGGGGCUCUCCACAAUACCCUCCAGUCCAGAAGGAGGCACCCCCAAGGAAUCACCUCCGGAAAUCCUCUCUGGGGCCCGUUCUGUGGUAGCUACUAUGGGAGAUGUGUGGCUCCCAUGGGCAGGGGGCUUGGCAUGUGACAGCCCUGUGGUUUUGGGUCCAGAGGGGCAGUUCAAUGGGGCGCCAGAGAAGGGGAUGCGCAAGGACACUGACUCUUUGCACACGAAUAGGGUAAUAUCUGGGGUACCUGGGUUCCCAGGAGGGACAGAAGCCCGGAUGGAGUCCACUGAAUGGGCAGACAGCUUGGUUCCUGUAUCUGGCAAGGAGCCAGCUGUUUCAGGCCCGCAGGAGCAAAAUCUCACCCUCCUUGGCGUCUCAGGGGCUGAAAUUGGUCCUUCCAGCCUGGCCAGGUGCCAUGUGAGUUUCCAGGAUGAAGAGGGUUCAGGCCUAAGCCUUGAGUCCCCAAAGAGGUCUCCCACCUUAGCAGCCCCUGCAGAAUGUGUGUGUGUUUUGUCUCCCCAGCUCUGGGGGCCCUUGACCCAGACUCUGGGAGUCCUGGCUGGCCUGGUAGUGGUCCCUGUGGCUCUGAACAGUGGUAUGUCCCUCCUGGUGCUUGCGCUGUGCCUCUCUCUGGCCUGGUUCUCGUAGGAGCUGCUUGUGGGACCAGCAAUAACAAGUGUCCCUCCCCCCUCUGGGGUUUGGGGAGGGGCAGCCCUUGCACCAUCCCCAGAGGGUUCAUAUGGGAUGUGUGGCCUGUACAGUGAGUGGAUCCUUUACUUCUGAGAAUGCUUGACUGUAGAGAGGCCUCCCCGUCCCUGAGCUCUCCAGUCAGCACAGGGCUCCUGUGGUGAUACCAGUGGAGAGGAACAGGGGACGGGUGGAUAGUGGAAAUGAGAACUUGCAGAAUGGCACUGGGCAUGUCCUCCUCCCCCCUCCACCCCCCUGAGCCUGUAUUUAUUUUUGUAUAAUUCUCUGGAUGAGGGAGAGUGGUCGUGAGCUGGUCUUGGGGCACAAUUACCCAGAGAUAUAUUUAUUAACAGCCAACCUGUGCAACCUGCUGGAGCUUUAUUUUUAAUUUAAUUUAUAUAGAGUACCUAUUAUUAUAUGCCACAAUAGAGCUCUAUGAGAAAUGAUGUGUCUUGCUGUGCAGUGUUCUCCUGUUCAGGAAUGAGUGUGCAGGGUGAUCAUAUGGGAGUGUCACAGUGGGAAGUGGCAUGUGGAAUGUGAGGUGUGGUCAUGCCUGCUGCUGCUGCUGCUGCUUCAACAUGUCAUUGAGGAUCUGUAUUGUCUCACCUUAUUGUCCUAAUACAUGUGGUCUGGUGGUCUUUGGGAGACAGGCCCACAUUCUGUCAGGGAGGGAAGAAGAGUGGCAGCCACAUGAGGGUUUGAUGUCACACAUGUGGUUGCAGUAGUGGAUGUGGUCAGCUGUGGAUGUGGAGACAUUGGUUGUGAAUCAGCCACAAGAUUUUGAAGUUACUUUAAAAAAACAGCCUUUCACACCAACAGGGAGAUCCUUUGGUCUCCAAGACUGGGAAGGCCUCAGAAAGGACAAAGGUGUUAAUGUACUGUGAAAAAUUCAUGCCAGAGUUGCUGUCCACAGACAUUGUAUUUCUAACUCAAAACAGGAAACCUAGAAGCUUUGAAAUAAUGGCUAGAUAUAUUUACAACAUGCAACUUAAAAACGCUGCAGAGCAAAAUAAAACACCAUAUAUUUAUUUACUUUCCUUCACAGCAAAACUUUAUACUAGUUUUUCUUUAGUUAUUCUCCUCCAGAGCUCCAGGGUCACUGGUUGUUAUAUCAAUGUUCUAGUUUCAGACCUUAUCUUACUUGACCUAAUGGCAGCAUUUGACACAGUUGAUCAUCUCAAACUUGAAAUCCUUUCUUCAUUUGGUUUCCAGGACACCACACUCGCCAACUUUUCCUCUUUGCACACAAGCCAUUCUUCUAGAACAGUUCUUGGCACAUAGUAGAUGCUCAAUGAAAUAAAUGAAGGAACAAGCUAAUGCAUGUGAGGAAAUAUAGGCAGGUGGCUAGAGAACUUAUUUAGUCAUUCAUUGGUUGUAAGCUCAAUUCAGUUCCAUAAGUGUUGACUGGUCACCUCUGCUCUGCACUGAAGACAGAUGAAGAAGCUCAGUGUAUGGGGAAAGACACAGAGAAAGAAUUUCAGUGGAGUGUGGUUAGUCCAUUGACAAUGAUGGGUACAGUGGGCUGUGGAGGCUCCAGGAUAGAUGUUUAGCCUAGUGUAGGGAAUCUGGGAGCCUUAGAGGACACGAUGCUUGAAUUGAAUUUUAAAAAUUGAGAAAGAAUCCGCAGUCCAGUCAGAAGGAAUGGCAUUGAAGAGGUCUGGAAGUGGAACACAACUAGUGAAAACAAAUCAGCACACCCAUAUUUCACCUGUCUUUCAAUGAGGAUAUUCUGACUUUGUCAAAUAUCAAAAUCCAGACAUGUGUUUGUGUCCUUCCAUUAAUGUGGUAAUUUGAUCAAUGUUCCAAAAGGCAACUUUAUGCCAAUUACAUUGAACAAUUAGAUAAAAUGGACAAAUUACUACAGACAUAUAUCUUGCCAAAACUGUCUCAAAAAAAGGAAACUCUGGGUAGCCCUGUUAAGUAACAGAACCUGUAGACAAAGGUCUUUCUACACAGAAACUCUGGGCUCAGAUGGGUUCACUGGUGAAACACUCAAGGAAUAAGUAAUUUCAAUUUUACAAAGCAAUUCCAGCCCACCUCGAAUGGCUCAGUCGUGGAGCAUUGACCUAGGAACCAGGAGGUCAUGGUUCGAUUCCCAGUCAGGGCACAUGCCCGGGUUGCUGGCUCAAUCCCCAGUGUGGGGCAUGCAGGAGGCAGCCAGUCAAUGGUUCUCUGUCAUUGUUAAUGUUUCUAUCUCUCUCCCUCUCCCUUCCUCUCUGAAAUCAAUAAAAAGAUAUUUAAAAAAAUCCACAAAGAACAAAAGCAAUUCCAGAGUGUAGAAAAAGAGGGAGCAUUCCUAAUUCAUUUUAUAACCUUGAUACUAAAACCUGAUGAGUGAAAAACAAAUAUUACAGAACAAUCUCAAAAAAAUAGAUGCAAAUAUUUUAAACCAAGUGAUAACUCCCUGUCUUGUCUGUUCAGGCUGACUAGAUGGCUAAUAAACAAAAAUUAUUUCUCACACAUACUAAGGCUGGGAAGUCAAGAUCAAGGUGCCGGCAGUUUUGGUGUAUUGUGAGGGCCAGCUUGUUGGUUCACAGUCAGCUGUCUUCUCACUGUGUCCUUACAGAGUGAGAGGAUGAAAUCAAUAUCUGGAGUCUCUUUUAUAAGGGCACUAAUCCCAUUCAUGAGGGUUCCACCCUCAUGACCUAAUCACCUCCCAAAGGCUUCACCUCCUAAUACCAUCACAUUGGGGAUUAGGUUUCAAUAUAUAAAUUUUGAAGGGACAGAAAUAUUCAGUCUAUAGCACUGCCAAAGUCCAAUACAGAUGUUCUUUGACUUAAUAGGGUUCCUUCCCAAUAAACCCAUCAUAAGUUGAAAGUAUUGUAAGUUGAAAAUGUGUUUAAUACACCUACCCUACCUAACAUCACAGCUUAAUCUAGCCUACAUUAAAUGUGCCAGGAACACUUAGAUUAUCCUACAGUUGGGCAAUUAUCUUGAGUUUUACGCCAAGUAAUUGCCUUCCUCGUCUCACCAGAAGCAGAGGACACAGUUGCGUGUUUUGUAGACAUGAUGGGAUGUUAAAACACAAAACACAAUAUCCAAAAAAUGAUGGUAACACAAGACACUGUAUAGUACUGGUUGUUUAUUCUUGUGAUUUUGUAGCUGACUAGGAGCUUUGGCUCACUGCUGCCCAGCAUCACAAGAGAGUAUCAUACUGCAUAUUGCUAGCCUGGGGAAAGAUCAAAAUUCAAAAUCUGAACACGGUUUCUACUGAAUGUGUAUCGCUUUUGCAUUAUCAUAAAAUCGAAAAAGUUUUAAGUUGAACCAUCAUAAGUCGGGGACCAUUUGUAUAUUAAAAAGUAUAAUAUGACCAAGUUGGAUUUAUUCCAAAAACUGCACUGUGAUUUAACAUUUGAAUUUAAACAGCAUAAUUUGCUCCAUUAGCAAAUUAAACAAGAAAAACCACAACUAUCUUAAUAGAUGUAGAGCAAGCAUGUAAAAUUCAAAGGCUAACCUGGGCCAAAUAAACAAGGUUU